This is a messenger RNA of Hippoglossus stenolepis (Pacific halibut), 683 nucleotides long. Lineage: Eukaryota; Metazoa; Chordata; Actinopteri; Pleuronectiformes; Pleuronectidae. The record is from the annotation of a RefSeq genome assembly.
AUGAUACUAAGCUUCUUUGACCAAUUUAUAUCCCCUUCAUACCUCGGCAUCCCACUAAUUGCUCUAGCGAUUAGCCUGCCUUGAAUUCUGUUCCCAACCCCGCAAGCCCGCUGAUUAAACAACCGCGUACUAACGCUUCAAGGGUGAUUUAUUAGCCGCUUCACCUCGCAACUUCUUCUACCCCUAAACCCCGGAGGCCACAAGUGGGCAGUUCUAUUCACCUCGUUAAUAGUUUUCCUAUUUUCUAUCAACAUACUAGGACUCCUUCCAUACACCUUCACACCAACGACCCAACUCUCCCUUAAUAUAGGCCUCGCAGUACCCCUUUGAUUAGCAACUGUCAUUAUCGGGAUACGAAAUCAACCAACGCAUGCCCUAGGCCACCUUCUUCCAGAAGGCACCCCCACUGCCCUCAUCCCUGUACUUAUUAUCAUUGAAACAAUUAGCCUAUUCAUUCGACCCCUCGCUCUCGGUGUCCGACUAACAGCAAAUCUCACAGCAGGCCACCUCCUUAUUCAACUCAUUGCAACAGCUGCCUUCGUCCUUCUUCCCCUCAUACCUGUUGUUGCUAUCUUAACAACGGUGGUCCUCUUCCUCCUCACCCUACUAGAAGUAGCCGUUGCCAUGAUUCAAGCUUAUGUCUUUGUUCUACUCCUAAGCCUAUAUCUACAAGAGAACGUUUA